Messenger RNA from Caenorhabditis sp. 36 PRJEB53466, 786 nucleotides. NCBI's taxonomy places the organism in Eukaryota, Metazoa, Nematoda, Chromadorea, Rhabditida, Rhabditidae. The record is from the annotation of a GenBank genome assembly.
AUGGCGUCCUCCUCACUAUCAGCACCGUGGAAAGAUCAGGAUCCGUACAGUGCGCCCGGACCGUUGGGAUGUGAGUUUUUAAUGGAUUUUCACAAUUUAGCGACGCUUAUUUAACAUUAAAAAAGGGUUUGAAAGUGCUAAAAAAAACCCUUCUGAAACUGUAAAGGUUGCUCCCUAUUCAAACCACUAUAUCUCAGCUGUUUGUGAAGAUGUCAAAAAGUGGUCAAGUGGUAAAAUGUGCAAAAUUUCUCGAUAAACAACUUGUUAGUUGACCACUUUUUGAUAUCUCCUUCGGCAGCUGAGAUACGUUGCUUUGAAUGAGCGGUUGCGUGUAUAAAGUGUAUAAUGCCCGAUUCAGCGCGCUACGAUGAUCACCCGCUGCACCUGGACAUUCAGCUAGUGGUGCCCGGAAUCCGACCGAAGAGCUUCUACCGAGCAGCCAACACGCAGGUCAACAUCAAAAGUGAUCCUUUGUGAGUACUAUACGUUCGAGGUCCCGAAAAAGCGUCGAAUUGCAGUAGCAUGAAGUGUGUUGUGGAAAUUGUGAAGGUCGACAAGAAGAAGACGCCGCCGGAGAAGUCGAUUAUCGAUCGACGGUUUUACGAGGUAACUCCUACGCCUUUCUUCUUUACAUUUCUAAGCGUCAUUCGUUUGUAGAUUCAACGAUUCCCGGCCGAAAUCGACGACAUCACCUGGAAGCUCAAAAAGGACUGUUGUGUGCUGACGAUCAAGAAAAAGGUGGCGCAGUCGUGGGAGAAUCAGAUGUCGCAGUUCGGAAUGACCUGA